Messenger RNA from Eublepharis macularius, 1375 nucleotides. It is a transcript of the gene STK32C, whose product is annotated as serine/threonine kinase 32C. The record is from RefSeq and is a predicted model, not a curated record. Bases 1 to 1287 code for a protein of 428 amino acids. The transcript has 12 exons. Lineage: Eukaryota; Metazoa; Chordata; Lepidosauria; Squamata; Eublepharidae. Gene Ontology annotation, molecular function: ATP binding; G protein-coupled receptor binding; G protein-coupled receptor kinase activity. Gene Ontology annotation, biological process: G protein-coupled receptor signaling pathway; regulation of signal transduction; protein phosphorylation.
AUGUUUCACUGGAGCAAGUGGAAGAAAAGGAUGGGCGCCAGCACUUCGUCCUCCUCUUCCAAGAGACCCGUGUUCGACGAGAAGGAGGAUGUGAACUUUGAUCACUUUCAGAUCCUUCGAGCAAUUGGGAAGGGAAGCUUUGGCAAGGUGUGCAUCGUACAAAAGAAGGAUACAGAAAAGAUGUAUGCUAUGAAGUACAUGAACAAACAGCAGUGCAUUGAAAGAGACGAGGUUCGGAAUGUGUUCCGAGAACUAGAGAUCUUGCAGGAAAUAGAGCAUGUCUUCUUGGUGAAUCUUUGGUACUCUUUUCAGGAUGAAGAAGAUAUGUUUAUGGUAGUGGAUUUACUCCUGGGUGGUGACCUUCGUUAUCAUCUCCAGCAAAAUGUGCAGUUUACUGAGGAAACAGUGAAACUCUAUAUCUGUGAGAUGGCCUCAGCCUUAGAUUAUUUACGCAGUCAGCAUAUUAUACACAGAGAUGUGAAACCAGACAACAUUCUCCUUGAUGAACAAGGCCAUGCCCACCUAACGGAUUUUAAUAUCGCAACAAUAAUCCGGGAUGGUGAAAGAGCAACUGCUUUAGCCGGAACAAAGCCUUACAUGGCCCCAGAAGUCUUUCAUUCUUUUCUGAAUGGUGGAACUGGUUAUUCCUUUGAAGUUGACUGGUGGUCAUUGGGAGUGAUGGCAUACGAGCUCCUUCGUGGAUGGAGGCCAUAUGACAUCCACUCCAAUAGUCCAGUUGAAUCUUUAGUUCAGUUGUUCAGUACUGUGAGCGUCCAGUACACGACAACAUGGUCAAAAGACAUGGUGGCGUUAUUAAGGAAGCUUCUUACAGUGAACCCUGAGCAUCGCUUUUCUAGCUUAGCUGACAUCCAGACUUCCUCCUACUUAUCCAGCGUGGAUUGGGAUGAAAUCUGUGAGAAGAAAGUGGAACCGGGCUUUGUUCCUAAUAAAGGCCGUCUGCACUGCGACCCCACUUUUGAGCUAGAAGAGAUGAUCUUGGAGUCAAGGCCAUUGCACAAGAAGAAGAAGAGGCUGGCAAAGAAUAAGUCCCGGGAUAAUAGCAAGGACAGCUCACAGUCGGAAAAUGACUACCUCCAGGACUGCCUUGAAGCAAUUCAGCAAGACUUUGUCAUUUUUAACAGAGAGAAAUUGAAGAGGACCCAGGAUCAAAUGAAUGAGCCCAUUUCUCCCCCUGAAACCACUGAUGAAGCUGAAACAGAAACAGAAUCGGAAAAUUCCAACCUGAAUAUGUGUAGCUCAGUAUGUUCUUCCACUGGCAGCAGCUAGGACUACGAGGACAAGGCAAAGGAGCCAGAAGCUUGCGUGUCUCUUGAAUAAAUCAUUCUCAGGUUGCACUGACAGACAACAGUACACU